This is a messenger RNA of Metopolophium dirhodum (rose-grain aphid), 4200 nucleotides long. RefSeq lists its product as uncharacterized. Gene Ontology annotation, cellular component: SCF ubiquitin ligase complex. Gene Ontology annotation, molecular function: protein binding. The record is from RefSeq and is a predicted model, not a curated record. The transcript is spliced from 7 exons. Gene Ontology annotation, biological process: SCF-dependent proteasomal ubiquitin-dependent protein catabolic process. The coding region runs from base 621 to 1802 and encodes 393 amino acids. NCBI's taxonomy places the organism in Eukaryota, Metazoa, Arthropoda, Insecta, Hemiptera, Aphididae.
GCCAUUGGUCAACGAUGUGCGUCAUAAAAAAAUUAAACAUAAUAAUAUUAUUAUCGUGAAUACAUUUUACGUUUUUAUUAUUACAUAUAUUAUUGUUACAAUAACAAUAAUAAUUAUCAAUGACUCGAAGUUAUCACCGAGGAGUAUCCGAACAUCAGACAUUACAAUAUUUUUACAAUCGCGCACAAUAAGUCGGAACGCCGAGUCGAUCGUCAUCUCGAAUCUCGAUAAUAAAUAAUAUUAUUAUCACCUUUAUAGUAUUGUUAUUGCGGAACACAGAAGAUGGAAGAAUGAGCCCUGCUGCAGUCCGAGUAGUGCCAGACGUUACGCGAUCGCGAUCAUAAUUUGCAUAGGUAGUAGUAUACAAUUUAUAUUAUCACAUACACUGUUCCGUGAGACGUGUCCGGUGCGAUAUUAUUAUUAUUAUUAUUAUUUUACUGACGAUCUAUAUAUAAUAUUGAAGUCCGCAAACCCAAAAUUCACUUCACACGACCGGUCUUGUUCUCAUGCGCCUACCUAUUAUUUUAAUUAAAACCCGAGUGGCACACCUCACCGACUCUUAGCCGUAGCGGGUUGCUCAUAUCUUGUCGAAGUCGUUGGCGAUCUGAACAUCCCGUAACAUGGAAAACAGUAACAAGAGACCAUUGGAAGAUGAAUGUCAAUAUUCGCACACAGAAACAAAGAAACCCAAAGCGUCUCAGGUCACACCAACGACAUCACAUCCUAAAUCCUCAAAGGAAAUUGUUGGUUUCCAAGAUUUAUCCGACGAUGUUAUCAUGUAUUUAUUUAAAUACCUGUCACACGAUAAUCUUGCCAAAAUGGCACUGAUAUGCCCUAACUUGUUAAGAGUUAGUCAUGAUUGGACUCUAUGGAAAAAACCAAGAUUUGAAAAGUUUGAAAAAUCUAUGGAAGAUGUAUACUUGAGCUACUUAAAAGAGGAUACCACUGAAUUGUUUAUAUCGUGUAAUGAUGUUCCAAGCUCUGAUUAUUCAGUUUCUCACAAAUUUUUAAUACAAUUAGAAACAAAAUGCCCAGAAUUACUCCAUUUAACGUUAACAAAUCAAGUAUUUGAUGCCGGUGAAAUAAGUGUAAAGAUUUUGCAUCGGAAAUUAAAAACGCUGACGAUUGAUAAUACAACUAUUGAAAACAUUCCAGACAGCUCUUCUUAUUUAUGUGGUAUAAACAAUGCUUGCCCAGAUCUAGAGCAAAUUAUAAUGACAAACAAUGAUUGGUUUUUGCCAAAUUGUUUGUAUGCAUUAGCCAAGUUGGAACGUUUACACUACUUAAGUCUCGCAGGUUGCAAACAGUUUAAGGACUGUAUUCCAUAUGCAAGUAUUACUGCUAUAACUGGAUUCAAAUCUUUACAGACACUUGAUUUGCGUUUUACUCCAGUAAGUGAUCAUGAACUUGUUUGCUUUCAAAGAUUAACAACUUUGAAAAAUGUUCUUUUGGAAAGCCCUGAGUAUAUGAACCACGAGAGAGAUGCAACAAUUACCGAUUUGGGUUUGGCAGGAUUCUGUACUGCUACCUUUGAAUUCCACUAUCCAUACAUACAAAUUUUGAUUGAUAGACGUGGUGGAGUGAACUUAAGAAGAGUUCAUGAAAGGAAUGAUAAUGUUGAUAGAUGCAGUAUUGAAACUUUAUAUGUCCGCAACUAUCCAAAAGUAACCGAUGCAUUUUUGAAGACUGCUGUCAGAACUUGUCCAUACCUGAAAUCGUUAGACAUAACUGGAUCAUGUUGCACUUCAGCAGAAAUUGAAUAUUAUAAAGCAAAUAGACCUAGUACAAAGGUAAUAUGCUAAAAAGACUGAAAAAUAAUAAAUAUGUUGACAUAGGGUAAUAUAUUGAUAUGUGAGGUAAUGAGGUGAGGUGAAAGGGUAGUAAGACAUGUUCAAUCCUUAUAUAUUUUGUGUUAUAUAGAACUUAUAACUAAUUCUACAAUAUAUUGAUAUUAAUGAACCGGUUUAAAAUUAAAUGUAUUGGUGUUUGUAAAUAAUUUAUUCUUUCUAUUUGUCAUUUUAUUACUUAUGAUUCACAAAAAGAGUUUAAACUUAAAUAUAAAGUUAAAAAAAAUAUAAUUUAAUGUUUAAAAAAUAUGCUAGAUAACCUUAAAGUAAUUUUAAUUGUAUAUAGGUAUAAAUUAUUUCACACCUAAUCUUUUUAUAAAUUAAUCUUUUCAUAUUUUAGUGUAAGGUCACUGAAUAAAUUCUUUUUAUUCUAUAUUAAAUUAUGAAUAUUAAAUUUUAUAAUGCACUAAAUAUCAUGUAUAUAAAAUCAGUUAUCAAUGAAUCUUAGUACUUAAAUUAUAAUUUUAAACACUAAUUAUUAUAUAUACAAAUAUUGUACAUAAUAUACAGCUAUAAUAAUAAGCAAAGUGGAUAAGAUGAUACUUUUUAAAAAAAAUUAGCAAUUUGUAACUAAGUUAGAUAAGUUUAAAUUUAAAUUAGUGUUUUUUUUUGGUACCUAUUUACUUAGUCUGAAGACCAUUACAAUUAUAAUAUUAACAUUUUUAUGUUCCAAAAAAAUCUGGAACUAUCAAUACUCUAUUUUGUGUCUGUAGACAUUAAGUAGUUUCAGUAAUUUUGUAUUAGUAAUUUCAUCCUCUUCCAGAGAGUUGUGGAAAAUUAGUUUCUUUUUAUUAUAUAAUAAUUUUAAUAAUAUUUAUAUAUAUUCUUAUUUUUAUGUAUUUUGUUUUUUAAACAUUUUUAAAUUCUUUAGAGAUAUGAUGUAUAUAUAAUAAUUGGUUACUUAAUAUUAUAAUUUAAUAACAAAUCUUUAAAAAAAAAUACUCAAGUGCAGUUUUUAGUUACAUAUUAUUUAUAAUAUAUAAAAAUAAAUACUAAAUAUAAUAAUAAAAUACCAACAAUCAUAAUUGUUAAAAAUAAACUUUUAAAACCAAAUACAUUAGUUCCAUUCAUAAAAUUAAUAAUACUUACAAUAUAUUAUAGUAAUAUAAAUUUCUAAGAAUAUUUAUCAAUAUAAUUGUAAAAUAAAAAUGACCAGCAAAAUAUAUUAUAGCUAAAUAUAGUGUCAGUAAAUAUUUAAUAGAAUAUUGAAAAAUAUAAUAAUUACCAUACAUAUUGUAUCCAAUAUUUACCUAAUUAUAAUUAAAUAUUCUUAAUUGUUAUAUUGUGUGCUCUAUUCCUUAUAAGUUAUAAACAAUAAAAAUGUUAUGUAACACAAGUCUCUUACUAUGUUUGUAUAAUAUAAUUUUACACUUCAUGGUUAAUUUCGCUGAAUAUAAAUAUAAUAAUAUAUUCCUAUUUUCUAAUUUAUUCAAUACUCAUAUACAUCUUCUUAUGUGUUUCUUUAAAUAAUACUUCUAAAUUUGUUAAUUGUAUACAAGUUUAAAUAUGUUAUAUUCAGAUAAUUUUAAUAGUAUUAACAACUUUAAUGUUAUACAUUUGUACAGUAUAAGUUCAGAUACUAGCUGUUAAUGAUAAGUUCUUACAGUAAUUAUUAUUUUAAAUCUGUUAAAAGUUAUUAUAAAUAUCUAUUUGAGAGGAUGUCAACGCACUAUUGGUUUUCUCUCUCUGGUCUACGCGCAACAUAGACAAAACGCAUUUACGAAGAAUCAUUUUUUCUAUGUUUUAAGUAAUCUUAGAGUAAAAUCACCUAUUACAAAAAAGAUAGAAAAUAAUAUUUUUAAGGGAAUGACAUAUCGAUUUGUCGAAAUAUUGUACCAAAACAAUUUAAACAUAAUUUAAAUUUUAUAACAUUUUUUGUUUAUUUUGAAAGUCAAAUACUAAGUUAAAUAACAAUAAAAUAUAAAAUUGAUAUAUCAUUCCCUCAAAAAUAUUAUUCUCUAUCUUUUUUGUAAUAGGUUAUUUUACUUAAAAACAUAGCAAAAAUGAUUCUGCGUUAAUGCGUUUUGUACAUGUUGCACGUGGGCCAGAGAGAGAAAACAAAUAGUGCGCUGACAUCCUCUUAAUGGCUAAUAGAAUAGUUGGAAUAAAUACUGAGAAAAUUAAAAAUAUUGAUAGCAGUUUAUGUUUAUAGUUUUAAACAUAAUUAUAUAAUUAAUUUAUUUGUGUCCAACAUUUUACAUAGCAUUGCAAGUAAAAAAUAUUAUUAUUCAAAUUAUAUACCAUAUAAUAAUAUAGUAUGUUUUGAAAUUUUUUUUUUAUAUUUAUAAGCAACAUGAAAUAUUAAGUUGAAAUAAAGUUGUUGUAUAUAAUAAACAGAACAUUUUUAAAAUAA